UCGAAAUGGAAGAUGAUCAAAACGGCAUCUUCUCUGACGAUGCCUCCGAAGAUGACGAAGCGGCAGAGACCUACCAACCCGAUCCCAAUGGACUCAACGACGGAUUCUUCGAGAUCGACCGGUUCAACAAGGUAACUGAUUUCCUGGAGCAACAAGAUAAUCAGGGAGAGAAAGCGGAUAGCGAUGACGAGGAGAUUGACUGGGAAGGUGACCCAUUCGCAGUCAACGCCACGAAAGCAAAGAACGAAGAUGAUGGCGUUGAAGAUGAUUCAGAUGACGAAGAAGGUGGCCCGACAUUUGGGAAUGUUGACCUGAAUGCGCCGGAAGGAGACAGUGAUGAUGACGACGAGCUCGAGGAAGGCGACAUAGAUGGUAUGGGCAUGUCAAAUGCAAACAACGUCAUGUACAAAGACUUCUUUGCGCCGCCGGCGAAGAAGGUUGGCAAGAACAAGAAGAAGCGGGGGCGACCCAAUCCGCAUAACUUCCCGUCUGCCGCAGACCCACAGAACAACAAACCUGAUGCGCAGGAAGUUGAGGCAGCAAUGUCACGGGUGCAACGCGACCUCUUCGAGGAUGACGAUGAGGUAGAAUCCGACGGUGACCUCAGUGAUUUGGAUCCUUCAGACCCAAUGUCGCGACGUUCGACCCACGAGCGUAGACAAGCUAAGAUAGCUGAACAAAUCCGCAAACUCGAAGCUGCCAACGUAGCAAAGCGAGAGUGGCAGCUUUCGGGAGAAGCCCGUGCCGCCGACCGCCCCAUGAAUUCUCUUCUAGAGGAAGGAGAGCUCGAUUUCGAAAGAGCCGGAAAGCCUAUACCCGUCAUAACACAGGAAGUCAGUGAAGAUAUCGAAUCACUCAUUAAACGACGUAUUCUAGCUGGGGAGUUCGACGAGGUACAACGCCGACGUCCUGAUGAUCUCGCCACUGGCCCCAAAGUACGACGAGGCCAGUUCGAACUCGACGACAAGAAAGCUACGAAAGGUCUCGCCGAGAUUUAUGAGGAGGAGCACCUACGUGCUACUGAUGCCAAUUUUGUAGACGCCAAAGACGAGAAGCUCAAGAAGGAACAUGCAGAGAUUUCUGAGAUGUGGAAGAGCAUAUGUGGAAAGCUUGAUUCACUGUCUUCUAGCCAUUUCAAACCCAAGCCCGCGACCGCUAAUCUCGAGAUCCGCGUUGAUGCGCCUGCCAUUGAAAUGGAAGACGCACGCCCCACUGCUGGUGGUGAGGUGGCAGGUGCCAGCAUGCUUGCGCCUCAGGAGCUGUACAAACCGGGCGAGGACAAGGUUACCAAUACCGAGAUUACUACGAAGGGCGGUCUGCCUGUUGCGCGGGAAGAAUUGACUCGGGAGCAGAAAAUUAGGAGACGCAGGAGAGAAAAGGAGAGAAUCAAAAAGUCAGGACUCAACGAGCCAAAGGAUAAGGAGGAGAGUGGAAAAGACAAGAUGCAUAAGGACAGGAAGCAGUUGAUUGGCGAUUUGAAGAAGGGUGGCGUGCAGGUCAUCGGAAAGAAGGGACAGGUGACAGAUGUAGAGGGCAAAGAGGUGAAGGAGGAUGCAGUUCGGAGAGGUGCUGGGAGUUACAAGCUCUAA
Messenger RNA from Periconia digitata, 1589 nucleotides. Lineage: Eukaryota; Fungi; Ascomycota; Dothideomycetes; Pleosporales; Periconiaceae. The record is from the annotation of a GenBank genome assembly.